CGACACUUUUUCUCCGGCGCUACAACGUGACCUAUUGGAUACAAACCACCGGAAUUUCCCUUUAACUUGCUUAAAUAAAGGCAAAACAAAUAAUAACGUCAAUGUUGUUUUUGAAAACCAAGAAAAAACAAAACCAGCAAAGGAGUGAAGUCCAAUUUCCUCCAUUUCCGACUUGGACAAAAGAAGAUCUACACAAAAAUAAAGAAUGCCCCUCCCGAAAUAUUUAGCAAGCACUUUUUAAAAAAUGUAUUGAGUUCAACAAGACUUACCGGUAGACAAUUUUGCUAUCAGGCUAACAAUUAUCAUUAUUCAUUUUUUUUUGUGAGCUCCCAAAACUUUGAGCGCAGGCUUUUAGGGCUUUGGGCUCAACAUUUUUUUUUUUUUUUUCAAUUUCGCGGUGACGAUUACGACCGGUGUAGGUGUACAAGGUCGAGCUUUAUUCAACUCGUAGCUCAUGCGGAUUUCGUGGUGAAUCUUACGUACACGGCCGCACACCACAAAUCAUGCGAAUUCUGAACAUUUCCAAACGUAGCCUGCGUGGAAGAUUUUUGUCGCGGCAGGCGUGAUGUCUAGCGCAGCGGCAAAUGUUGAUUUUAGAUUAGCAAAAUACUUUCAUUUCUGGUAAAGGAAACAAGUAUAUUAUUCAUAUUGCGCAAUGGGAGAACCACCAACUUUGUGUUUUUUCCCUCCGUUAUUUUGACAUAUAAUUUGCUUUAUGUUAUAAGGAUUUUUUUUGCUCUCUAUAAGGAUUUUUUUUGCUAGUUUAUGUAUGUUUCUUCUCUGCGCGCCUUACGCGGCUCAGAUUUUCCGCGUCCAGCCUUGCGAGCGCCGUCCACGCGCAUUUUAGCGGAUCUCGUCGGCUCGAGGAGGUCGCCGGCGCUGAGGUCGGCGUUGUCACGUUGGGAAAUUCCGUAAUUGCUUUUCAUCUGCGCGGCUCCUGUCACGAGAGCCGAACGGUGGACAUCUGAGCUGCAUUCUUCAUCCGUUCAGAUUGGGAUCAAGCUCCGAGGCGGCCCUCGUGGCCGGGAUGCCACUGCGUGCCGUGCCAGUCGGUGGCGGACGGUGAGGCCCAGGAGGAGGGGGCCGAGUCCAGGAGGCUGAGGGGCGGCGGCGGCGCGCACCAGGCCGGGGACAUGAACCUCUGCUGGAAUGAGAUCAAACGCAAGUCGCACAACAUCCGCGUGCGGAUCGAGGCCAUCUCCGACAACAGCGGCAAGCUGCAGCUCUCCCUGCAGGAGAUCAUCGAAUGGCUGACGGCGAAGGACGAGGAGCUGUCCGAGCAGCUGCCCAUAGGAGGCGACGCGGGGGCCGUGCAGCACCAGAGGGACUUCCACCAGGCUUUCAUGGAGGAUGUCAAGUCUCGAGGGCCGUUCAUCUACUCGGUCUUGGAGUCGGCCCAGUCCUUCCUGGCUCAGCAUCCGUUCCAGGAACCAGAAGAGACCGUGGCAGAGGGCAAAGAAGUAUCACCCCACCGGCGGAUCCUGAACGUGAGCCGCUCGGUGUGGAAGCAGGCCAACGUGACGAGCGACCUGUGGGCGAAGCUGAUGGCUCGCUGUGUGGACCGGCACAGACACAUGGAGAGGACUUUGGAGCAUCUCCUCCAGAUUCAGGCCGUGAUGGAGGAGCUGGCGAUAGCUCUUGAGCAGGCUGAAGGGGUGCGAGAUGCCUGGGAGCCCGUCGGAGACCUCUUCAUCGACUCCCUGCAGGACCACAUAGACGCCACCAAGCUUUUUAAGCAGGAACUGACGCAGGUGAAGGAAGGAAUGAAGCACAUCAACGACCUGGCCCACCAGCUCGCCAUUUCCGACGUCCAUCUGUCCAUGGAGAACGCUCGCGCCCUGGAGCACCUCAACAACAGGUGGAAAGUGCUGCAGGCUUCCAUUGAGGAGAGGCUCAAGCAGCUCCAGGACGCACACCGAGAUUUUGGCCCGGGAUCGCAGCACUUUCUAUCGAGUUCAGUGCAGAUUCCAUGGGAGCGUGCCAUCUCCCCUAACAAAGUGCCGUACUACAUCAACCAUCAGGCGCAGACCACAUGCUGGGACCACCCAAAGAUGACAGAACUCUACCAAGCACUUGCGGAUUUGAACAACAUCAAGUUCUCGGCGUACAGAACGGCCAUGAAGCUGCGGCGGGUUCAGAAGGCCCUGAGACUGGAUUUAGUGGCGCUGAGCAACCUCACGGAGGUGUUCCGGGGGCAGGAAUUCCUCGAAGCGGAGCACGUGAUGGACGUGGUGGAGAUCAUCCACGGCCUGACGGCGCUCUACGAGAAGCUGGAGGAGGAGAGGACCGUCCUGGUCAACGUUCCGCUCUGCGUGGACAUGUGUCUCAACUGGCUGCUUAACGUCUACGACAGCGCUCGCAACGGCAAGAUGCGCGUGCUGAGCUUCAAGAUGGGCCUGGCGAGCUUGUGCAACGCGGACGUCCAGGAGAAGUACAAAUACUUAUUCCGGCAAGUGUCCGGCGCCGGCGGUCUGACGGACCAGCGUCACCUCAGCCUGCUGCUCCACGAGGCCGUCCAAAUCCCGCGGCAGUUGGGCGAAGUGGCCGCUUUCGGGGGCAGCAACGUGGAGCCCAGCGUCCGCAGCUGCUUUCGUAUGGCCUCGGGAAAACCUGCCAUUGAGGUAUCUCAUUUCCUCGAGUGGAUGAGCCUGGAGCCCCAGUCCAUGGUCUGGCUGCCCGUGCUCCACCGGGUGACCGCCGCCGAGUCCACCAAUCAUCAGGCCAAAUGUUACAUCUGCAAACAAUUUCCCAUCAAGGGCUUCAGGUAUCGCAGUUUAAAGCAGUUCAACGUGGACAUCUGCCAGACGUGUUUUCUGACCGGACGCACGACGAAGGGCAAAAAGCUGCACUACCCCAUCAUGGAGUACUACACCCCGACGACUUCGGGCGAGAAGAUGAGGGACUUUGCCAAGACUCUGAAGAACAAGUUCAGAUCAAAGCAGUACUUCACCAAACACCCGCAGAGAGGUUACCUGCCCGUUCAGUCGGUGCUGGAGGCUGACAGCUCGGAGACGCCGUGCUCUUCCCCGAAGCUGCCCCACGCGGACACGCACAGCAGGAUCGAGCAUUACGCCAGCAGAUUGGCGGAGAUGGAGAACCAGAAUUGUUCCUUCUUCACAGACAGCCUCUCCCCUGAUGAAAGUCUAGAUGAAGAUCAAUACCUCCUGCGUCACCCCAGCCCAGCCCUGGACCACGACUCCCCCUGUGGGCAGCACCUGCUGCUGGCCCACCUGGAGCACCAGGACAAGGAGCAACUCCAGUGCACCCUGGCCCGCCUGGAGAAUGAAAACAGGGUGCUACAGAGCGAGUACAGGCGCCUCAAGUGGAAACACGAGGAGGCGGCGUCGCUCCCCAUGCUGACCGAAGCCGGCGAGGGCGGCCCGGGCUCACCGGUGUCGGGGGGCCCGCGGGACGAGGAGCUCCUGGCCGAGGCGCGGGUCCUCCGCCAGCACAAGACGCGCCUGGAGACCCGCAUGCAGAUCUUGGAGGACCACAACAAGCAGCUGGAAUCGCAGCUGCGCAGGCUCAGAGAGUUGCUGCUUCAGCCCAAAGAAGAUUCGGAGGCCAACGGUUCAGAACCGUCGACCUUGUCCUCGCCGGUGUCUGGAGGGGGUCACCACGGGGGGGCGGUCAGCAGAGACACGACCGACACGGAAGCGGCAGAGAUCUUUCUUGUUUCACACGCUGCGUCAGGCGACGACUUGGACCACGAGCAGGACACGGUGCUGCAGCUCCAGGAGGUCAUCGAGCAGCUGAGGAACGUUUUUCCGUCCGAACCGGGCCCCACGUCGCACAUCUGAACCCGGCCGAAGAGGACGCCCGCGCGGCGGCGCCGCCGAACUCCGCCCGGCCCAGUUCGGGUCACGUGACGGCAGCGCAACCCUUAACUGGAACUCUGUGCACUAAACGAGCCUCCUUCUCACGCAAAGCGCAUCGGCCCGACGAUGUCCGUCGGGCUCGAGCGGGGUCGGCCGAGCUCCCCCGGCGGGCGGACGCCGAGUCGGCCCGGCCAAAGGUAAACGAGCGUCACGGGGGAUGUGAGACGAGUGAAGGUUGACACUGCGUGUGUGUGUGUGUCUUGUUUGAAGGUGUGAAGCUUUAGAACCGGCGGUUCUCAAACUGGGGUCCUUCCACCCCCCGGGGGUCUGCAAAAAUAAAUUGCAGCUGAUUAUUACGCGGUACCAUUUUUUUUUUUUUUUAAAAAGUGCUCCGAGCACAUUGGAACAUAUUGCAUAAACAUGACAUACCUGCGUGAGUCAACAUUUUUGUUUUUUUAAAAUCAGAGUACAGUAACAGAUGUGAACACGAGAAUAAAGUUAUGAAAUUCGGUUGACGUUAAACUGACUUGGAAUAUUACGACUUUAUCUUCGAAAAUUCCAUCUUUACCACUUUUUAUCCUGAUAAAAUACAUUUUUGAAACUUUUGUUUAACAUCUGAUUUAAAUUCUAUGUGUAAUUUUAUGUAUUUAUUUUUUUUUUAUUUAGCCUUGUUAACAUUCAAAUUCAAAUCUGUACCGUAAUUUCCGGCCUACAAGCCGUGACUUUUUUGACACACUUUCAACCCUGCGGUUUAUGUGGCGCUAGCAUUAGCGCCGCGCGGUUAUAAGCUACGGUACACAGAAAGGGUUUGAAGACGCUUGCGCCGGGCUAACGCUUGCACAGCGGUAACGCUAGCCCCACGCUAAUGCUAGCGCUGCGCUAGCGUUAAGCUGUUUCUGUGUACCGAGAUUUAUAACCAGGUGCGCUCUGUAGGCCUGGAAUUACGGUAGUUGUUUUGUUAUAUUAGUUACGUAAACAGAUUUGUUUGAGCGUGCCAUUAGAACAAUUGGUUAGUGUAAAAAUUCAGAAUUUUAUUCUUGAGAAAAUUCUAUUUUAUCCUCGGAAAGAUUUGGAUUUUGUUUUUCUUUUGCGACAUUACCACUGUAUUCUUCUAAAGAGCUCAACAUUUUUUUCUUGCGUAAAUAUGACUUUUUUCUUCUUAACAAAAUCUUUUUUUUUUCUGAUAAGUAUUCUGUCUUUUUUCUUAUAAAAAUGACAAAUUUUCUCUUUCCAUCACAAAAAUACAACUUUAUUCUCGGAAAGAUCUUGACAUUUUUUCUUGAGAAAAUACAACUUUAUUCACGUGUAGAUUCCAUUUUUUUUUUCUUGCAAACUUUAUUCUCGUCAAGCUUCUGACUUUUUGUCCUAAAAAGAUUUGAUUUUUAUUGCGAAGCCUGUAUCUUUUUUUUUUUUUUUCCCCCUUGAGAAAAUCCCCUAAAAUGGGCCACUUUUCGAACGCAUUUCUAACAGUAUUCGGAUGUGGUCUCUUUGGGCCCUUGGAAGAACUUCUCCCCCCGUCAGGGGUCCCUGGACCCAAAAGGUUUGAGAACUCCCGCUUUCUCCAUGCGUCCCAAGGCAACAAAUCUCUGCACUCGUGUUAAGAGAUGCAAAAAGCGAGGCUGUCGUUGUUUUUGUGCGCCCGCCAGCAGCUUCCAGUAUUUACGCUGCAAGAGCGACGCGUCAUCACUUCAGCGCGUGAUUUAUUUAUGUAAGAGAGCCAAAGUGCCCGCGAGCCCGGCAGUCGCUCGUCCGUGUCAUUCCUGCCGUUGCGUCGGCACAUUCCUCGAUCGACGCCGAGGCGCAAAUGACAUCAAAUGUGUUCGAAUGGCAAGAAUGGAUUCACGCUCGGGGACGGCACGGUGGAUAAGGUGGAAAGCGUUGGCCUCACAGUUCAAUCCCAGACCUGCCAGUUCAGGGUGUACCCAUCUUCUUGCCCAAUGACAGCUGGGAUAGGCUCCAGCACUCCCUGCGACCCUUGUGAGGAUAAGUGGCGAAGAAAACGGAUGGAUUCACUUUGCCUCCUGAUACAAUGGAGUCACUUUUCCCACAAAGGUGGAACUAAGUCACAUAUUUUUAGCCCAAGACAUUUUUUUAACGAAUCGGAAGUCCAGUCACUUCGAUCGCUAUGACUUUGACGAUCGGGAAUUUACACGAAGCGUUUCUAGCAACAAAAUUGGUAUUUUGUUUUUAUUCAUAUUCUAUCAGUAGGUUCAAAAUGACGGCUAUUAGGCUAACGACAUGAGCGGGGCUAAAGUUGUAGUCCUGCGUUACGGUUGGCAAAAAUCAAGCAGGUCAAUCGAAGUCCCCAAUAAAUUUGUCCUUAUUUGGAUGAAGCAAUUUUUAAAGUGACAAUCGAGAUUAGUCAUAUUACAUAUUUGCAUACACGUCGGACUCACGCGUGCCACUCUGUACUCAUUCCCAAUCAGCCUUCAUAUUAGUUAGUCUAUUACUUGAUUAAAAGUAAGUUUCUUUCGGCUUGUCCCGUUGGGCAUCGCCGCAGCGUGACAUCUCAGAUGAACGCACGUAUUUCUUUGGCAUGGCCAGCGAGAUACGAACUCACGACCCCUGGUUCACCAAGCCAAUGUUUGAUUAUCAAUUAUAAUUAUUAUUAAUAGUUUCCUCCACUGAAUGCACAGCCGAAGUGAAGCUUAGCUAAUGAGCUCAACUAAGCUCAAGUGAACUUCGCUGUCUUCUUGGUUUAGUGACUGAUGAAGUCAGACGUGCGAGUUGCGUCUCCUCCCAUUGAAACGCAAACGUUGCAUCUUUUUUUUUUUUUUUUAUAUGAUUAUAUUCAACACAUUAUCCUCAAAUCCAAGCAUCUUCAGAGCAUGACACAGUGGUGCCUUGAGAUACGAGUGAGCCGACGAAAGGAGUUUUUCCCGAGAUGCAAAGCCGUCGUCCGGCUGAUUGUUUUGCUUUGGCUUGCGAGUCCGAAAGAAUUUAGAUGAACUCGGCUAACGGGACAACGACAAGCAGCAGUUUGCCAGGUCGUGACGAGUUCUUCAAAAUUGAAGCUUGGAGCUCUUCGAUGCCGCUAUCUGUUGGCAAACGAAAAACAAAAGACACUUACACGCUGAAUAUCUAAAAACAAUCACAUAACGUUGCCUUAAAGUCCGCAAACUUAACGCUAACACAUAAUGGGAAGUGCCAUAGACUGGCUAACGAAUAGCACUGGUGUCCGUGGUAUACAAUAAGCCGCAAACCGUCUAUUUAUUGUAUAUACGCCCAAUGCUAUUAUUUUUGAAAUCUUGAAGACAAGACAGGGAAAAAAAAAAUGAAACCCUCGCUCUUCUCUUGUUGCCAGGGGCGAUGCGCUUUGAUAGGGCCGUCACAACACAAUCGACUGACGCAAAGAUGCAGUUCGGUCCCUUGGAAACCGACCUGUGACAUUGGGUUUCGCUCUCCUUUGACAUCGCCAUGUUCGUUGUGAUGAGGUUGCCAGGCAACAGUCCAGAAGGACGCCACUGCAGGGCGGGGGGGGGGGGGGGUGACGGCCUCCUUAUAAGUGCAAAUGGACCCGAAGGGGGAUGCGCUAAAAGACGGCUCGCUUGACCUUCCGUGCCUGCGGCGCUUUAGCCACGAGGAUCACCGUCAUCGUCGUUUGUUACAUAUGUUGGCUUAUGUUUGCUCGCAUAAUUUGAUACGCCAAUCCUCAUGACAUAAUCAAUUCCUACAAAAGAUUUUCCAGAAGUCCAAACUACAGCGCACUGACCCAAGAAUUUGAGAACCGCUGUUAAAGGUGUAAAUGUAUUUUAUCUGUCUAUCAUACAAAUGUAGCUAAAAUUUCAUUUAAAAAAUUCUCAACACCACAGAAGUUAAAUGAAUUAGCGUCAAAGUCAGUCUCGAGGUUUUGUUCGGAAUGUCAUUUAGGUUCAGCAAGUUCGGUAACUCCCCGGAAUGUGACGUCACAUCAAGACAACAUUUAGCCAGAGGGUGACGACGCUAGCAAAGAUGCUGAGGAAGUGGGUUGCGUACGGCUGUUCUGCGUCAAACGGUGACGGAGUCAACGUACAUGAACGGCCGAAACGUGAACGGCUAGGCAGGUUAUGGACCGGGUUUGCGAAGACCAAGCGGGCGCACCGGACUUACAACUCAAAGUGGACAGUAAUAUGUUCACGGAGGACUGCUUUGAAAACCCGGUACAGCGUUCACUUGGCUUCGCUAGCAAGGACGUACGUACGCGGUGUUGAAUUGUUUAGUAUUGACAAGUAUCCAUCUUGUUUUAAAUGUAAGAUAUAUAUGUCAGCUAAUAUCCGUAGCCAUCUGAUGUUUAGGAAGUGACGAAAUUUGGACACUGUAUAAAGUUUGUGUACGGUCGACGCUGAGGUCUUGCUGAAAUUUGACUACGGCGGCGUGUGCUCUCAAGUGCAAUAUUUCAAAUACGGGCUAAAUCUUUAAACGCAGAACCACAAGAUUUGGAUUUUUGUGUCACGCCGACUCCGUCGCUAGUACAAAAAAAAACGACUCACUGUUGUGUGCAAGCAGCGUCAGACUUUUAAACGUGUUUUAAACGAGAUUAUUUCGUACGUAGAUUCCUUGAGGCGCCGACCGGUCUGUGUUUUGGGUGCAAAGUUUUUCAAACACGGGAAGAAUAAGGAAAUUCCUCCUUCCACAGAGCAUUCCAUAAAAACUUUUUCGUCACUGCUGUCUUAUCUCCGCGAGAUCCCACUCGCAGCGUGUAUGAUGGUCUGUAUCGGAAGCCAUUUUGUUUCCUGGGGUUGUCUUGGCGUGACGUCACACGGAAGCAACUUCAACAGAGCCUCGGUUUGAAACAGACAUCGGAGGGAUUCGCAUUACAAAGAAAAUGUGCACGUCGGCGCUAAUUUCUUUCAUUUCUGUUGUGUGGAGAAUUUUUAAAAAAUAUUUUUUAAUGAAAAAUGAGCUAUGUUUGUGUCACUUAUAAACGAAAUAUAGAUCCUCCGGAUUAGACCUUUAAUCCCUAGCGUGUCCUACGUUCUCGAGUCGAUCAGCCCCGAUGUCGACACCAAAAAUCAGGAUAACCGUUCUACCUGCGCACCAUCGAGUUGCUGCUAUCCACGCUCAAAAACGUGAAGUAUUAGCCGUAUGUUGAUUUUUUUUUUUUUUUCAAAGAAACAUUCUGCCUUGUGUGCAUGUGCUGAUGGAAUUCCAUUUUUUUGAUUAGUCCUCGCGGGUAUGAUGCGAAUGAGUGCGUUGACGGUUGUGUCCCGUGAUGACCCGGCAGUUACAAAGCAGUCGAGCGCUCCCCUCAGAGUCCACAUCGUUGGAUGCGUCCGGUCGAUGGUUCAUCGGUGCUAUGUCGUCCACCAGGUGGUGUUGUGGGUUUUUUUUUGUCAGUUGUUGAUUUGUUGCAACUGUAAAGAUCCUUGCAGGCGGCUAGAAGAGCUAGCUAGCUAGCCAGCUAGCUUCUGUGGCAAUUGAGAUUAGCAGUUCAAGAUGGGAUGAGUUCCGAAUGAAACGUUUUUGGGCUGCUGCACAUCAAGUGCCGCGGUCAAACCGGGCCUUACGUCAGGCGCUUUGUAUGGUUUGGCAACCUUUUUCACGACUUUUGCAUUUUUUUGUCAUUCAAAAUUUGAGCACUGUCGGAACGUCGCGAUGAGCAGACGCAUUCAGUCGCGCUUAAAAUACAUCUCCGGGUUCUGAGCGAGUGAGAGACAGAUUUGCCGCAGUAGUACAUCAAGACGACUUGACUAUAUUUAAUAUAUUUGAAAUGGGUCGGAGCGAGCCUCUUUUAGAACAUCACACGCUCGCUUUUAUUGUCACCGAUGGCCACCAUUUUCAGUACCCCGCUUCAUCCUUAACUAUUACACUAUGCGUUUAUGGUUUAAUAAAUAGGAUAAAGUACAAUAUAUCAUAUGUGCAGCAUACAGGCUCGUUGUUCCCCGUCCGAUCACUCAACGAGUGACUCGGUUUAUUUUUUUUGCACUGAUCCGGUCCAAUCGGGUUCGCCUGCAUCGCACAGUGUGUGGCAAGCAUUCAAGGUAGUUAUUCACCAGACGUAUAGGGGAAAUAUAUAAUCCAUUCGAUAUCAUAUCGGAAUGAAAGUAUAUAUUUUUCACCACUAUACAUUGAUGCAAUAUUUAAGAUUGUUUUUUUCAUUCUUAUAUAAUGCACUCCGUCGACUUUUGAAAUAUUGCUUGGGGGAGGGGGAAACGCGCAUUAUACAUGAGAAAUUACGGUAACUGCCCCUUACCGCACGUUAAUAAAGAAUCAAUUUUAGUGUAAUAAUAAAAACAACAACAAAAAUUCCAAUGGAAGCAGGUUUCAAACCUUCAAAUGCUCAACUUUCAAUUUUUGUGGUUCUCGUUCCGGCAAAAUGGACUUAUUGUACAGUAAAUGACAAACUAAGUUUUUUAUUUUUUUUAAUGAAAUCCUUGUAAAUUCUCAUUAGCGGCUCCACGCUGAAAAAGUUACAUCAAUAUUUCAAGUAUCACACAAUAAAAAAAUGGAACUGAACACACUCCACAAACAUGGUGGACAUGCUGAAAACCUGAAACUAUAUUUUUCCACAAAAUAUGGAAAUAUUACUACGAUACUGUACUACUUUUAGGGCACGUUAUCAUGAACACUAUUGAAGUUACAUAUUAUGUGAUUCCUCAUGUCAUGACGGACUGAAAUAUUUGAUGAAGUAACCCCAUCAAUGUUUUGUAUGAAAACCUCCAAAAUUGUAGCGAGAACGGUCUCUGCGCCGCCUUGGUGGCUCCUCCACACGCAACGCUAACCUUCCCGCCUCGUGUCUGCGCGCAAGCGUUUUACGGAUCUACUAAUCAAUCACCUGUCCUACCUUAACACGCGUGUUUUCACACACUAUGUGUUUCUGCUGUUACAUCACCAUGGAUAUACCUCAUUAACCAUGUCAAUGUAUUUCUUUGAUGGGUUGAACACGGCGCGAGUGUGUACAAACACUUUCUACUGUCAAAGACGAGCACCGGCUUACUGGAGGGUUUCUACUCUUUUUGUGUACAGAAAUAAAAAGUUUCUAUUUGUC
Messenger RNA from Syngnathoides biaculeatus (alligator pipefish), 10785 nucleotides. RefSeq names its product dystrophin related protein 2 (gene drp2). The record is from RefSeq and is a predicted model, not a curated record. The transcript has 24 exons. Gene Ontology annotation, biological process: synaptic signaling. Gene Ontology annotation, molecular function: zinc ion binding; protein binding. Gene Ontology annotation, cellular component: plasma membrane. The coding region runs from base 1134 to 3800 and encodes 888 amino acids. Lineage: Eukaryota; Metazoa; Chordata; Actinopteri; Syngnathiformes; Syngnathidae.